This is a messenger RNA of Echinococcus granulosus, 705 nucleotides long. RefSeq lists its product as hypothetical. Bases 1 to 705 code for a protein of 234 amino acids. The record is from RefSeq and is a predicted model, not a curated record. The transcript has a single exon. Lineage: Eukaryota; Metazoa; Platyhelminthes; Cestoda; Cyclophyllidea; Taeniidae.
AUGGUGUAUGUAUCACUCAAGUUGAUAGAGAAACUGAGUGAGGGACCGUGGCAAGAUCUUGGCUCAUCCACGGAUCUCGUUUCCUAUCCGUCGUUCCGAAAGCUUCCCCUCUUCACUCAUUGUGAACAAGGUCCGAGAGCAGAUGGAAUCAGACGAAGGCGUGUGCACAAGCAGUCAGCAAGUUUCCAACGCAAUGGACCACGCACAAGGACUGCUCCUGCUUGCACCUUGCCCGUCACCGCCACUUCAGUCACGGCCAUCGCGUAUUCCCCUCACAUCCUCGACUACAUCCUCCCACCUGCCUUACCCCCACCUUCAUCCUCUUCAUCCCAUGCCCCACCAUCUGCGCCAAAUGUCAGUGCGCCCAACUUCUCCUCCUCCUGCUCCUUCUCUCUGCAGUACUCACUGCUAUCCCAAAACUUGCUUUCCAGCACCAAGCCGACCUAUGCACCGGAGAAGGUCGCUGCGUCUUCCCAACUCAACUCGCCACUCGAUGGUCCAGGAGACUUGCUCUAUUUCACAUUACCCCUUUCGCAUUAUGCCCCUAUUGACUACCCCAAUAUACUUCCCAAUUGUCUAUCCACUCCAGCUUACUUCACCACAGCUUCCACCUGUCCCUUUGACGAUUUCUCCUCCAAACCCUAUAGUCCACAAAUAUGUGCGCGCCCGACGUGGAUGGGAGAACGAAGUCGAUUUCCAUCCUGA